UUCUUUCACGUGAUUGUACUUCACUUUGCAUUUCUUCAAACCCCACGCUACCAACUUCAGUUCUCAUCUCCCCUCCGUGGUAGCGCGGCCGCUUUUUGCAACCAUAGCCGCCGCCGCCGAAGGACCGAAACCCUUGCCUCUCUGAAUUCUCGAGCCUCCGCCACCGUUUCUGUCUCACCGGACGUUUCGAGGUCUUGAAGAGGCACAGGAUCGAGCUUACAAGGCUGUUGAUGAAAUUAACUGGUCAGGAGGAUUUUGCAGGCAGGAUAUUGGUUGGAGAGCACUUCCCCAGAAACAUUUUGCUACAAAAGGGUGAAUCAAAUGCUUUGUGAAUAUUUUAACCAUUGCUCAUUAUAUAAAUUAACAUCAUCUUUCUAAGAGAGGAGAGAAACAGUGAGUUCUCUUGUGGGCCUCAACCAUAUUAGCUACUUACUGAUCUUCCAUGUCAUGAGACCGGCAUCUGCUUUGUAUCCAUAGAUUGAAUGACAUUUAAGUUCAGGAUUUCUCUUGUCCAAAAUGAAAGAGACGUGUAAGCCAAAAACAAGGAAAAAAAGGAUGCAGCAUGUUUGAUUGUUUGUUGUGAUUUUAGUCUUUUUAAUUGUUCGACAUGGUUAGUAGUAUAGGCAUGAUGGUAUGAGUGGUGAUUGUUAGUUUUGAAAGAAAAGAAAGUCAUGAGAAGUGGAACGAUGAUAUAAUGAAGUUUACCGUACAUAUGUUUCCCUUGCAUGAUGAUUAAAGGAAAAUAUAUAUGAGAAGAAUAGAGAAGUGAAUCCCAUAAAAAAAGCUUUUACAAAAUUCGGGUACAACCUAGGUACCCAGAUUCCGGGUUUCAAAAACAUGGAUUAUUCUGGGUACUGGCCUGAGUCAUAACUUGGGUUAACUGGGGCCGGUACCUGGAUUCAGGUAUGGGUAUACCCGAGUACCUGGCCCGGAUCCGAAUGAACAAUCCUAGUCUUUCAUGUUUAUUUUUUCAUGUUUUUAAUUAAUCUAUGUGGUUAGGUGUGUUAAAAUUGAGAUAAACAAAUAGGAGCGAGAUGUACAAGUCAAGGCUGCAAGAGCUCUGCCACAAACGAUCGUGGAGUGUACCGGUGUACACAACCAUAAAGGACGGCCCUGACCACAACCCUCGCUUCAAGGCCACUGUGACUGUCAAUGGUGGAUCUUUCCACACACAAAACCCUUGUAGAUCAUCUAAAGAGGCUCAAAACGAUGCUGCUUCUGUUGCCUUCCACCACCUCACCAACCCUAAUCCUCCCCCGCCUCAGGCUUCUAUUGUCUCAUCUUUCGGUCAUUUCCCACAACCUUCACUUCCCUCUGAACCAGAUUCUUUAACUGAAAGUACUGAUUUGGAUGUUGUACUCACUACCGAGCACACAUUGCAACCAAAGAUAGAAGAAAUAUGCCAAACUCCUCAAGUCAAUGGAACUGCCUUACAAGAAAAUGAUGAUAAUAGAUCUAGAGAUAUGCAACAUUUGUACAAGAACCAUCUACAAAACUAUGCUCAAAAGAGAACUCCAAGUCUACCUGUCUACUCUUGUGAAUGUGAGGGCCCUCCUCAUGCCAGACGCUUCAAGUGUAAGGUCACAAUUGAUGGACAGACCUAUGAGAGUCCAGAGUUCUUUUCCAAUAUUAAGGAUGCUGAACAUGCAGCUGCAAAACUUGCCUUAACAUCUUUGUCGCCAGAUGGAGUUAGAAAGGAUGAUUCUGGACUCUACAAGAACCUUCUACAAGAGUUUGUUCAGAAAGAAGGGUUGGGUUUACCUGUUUAUGAUACAAUCAAAUCCGGUGAAGCUCAUGCACCAAUAUUUGUUUCGACUGUGGAGAUAGAUGGAAAGGUUUUUAAAGGACAAGAAACAAGGAACAAAAAGCAGGCAGAGAUGAGUGCAGCAAAGGUUGCUUACACUACUAUGAAAGAAUGUAAGUCAGGUCAGAGCCCUAUGAAAUUUUCACCUGCUCAGCAACAGUGGAAAACACUCGAGUUUUCAUCUUCUAGCCCACAACCAAAUGUUACUGCUGAUCUGCAGCAUCAUGUUGGACCCAAAGCCCCGGAGAAUAUCAAUCUAUGCACUAUUAAUUUGGGACAAGCCAAGGAAAAUAGAGUUAGUGCUGAAGUCAACUGUUAUCCGUCCAUUGUAUCUUCUGGACCCGAUACCAUUACAACGAGUGACAGAGCUACAUUGUCAUCUGACUCUUUACAUGGCUGUGCACCGGAUACAUCCUUUUCUACCCCUUUCAUGCCUAAAACUGGCCUACCUUCACAUUCUUCUUCAUCUUCAAACUGCUCAACUGAUUUUGAUAUGGAAAGUCUCGUGACACCAGUGGGAAUGAGGUCCUCAUCCUGUAAAAUAAUAUAUGUUCUCCCACGCAAGCCAAACAUGACAACUCCUAAAGGCUGCACCGUGUUGCCCAUGAGUGAUGAUAAGUGGGUUGCUUUCUCCCCCCAGUAGCUAAGUUUGUUGGUUGAGUAUCCUUUUGGACCUUUUCUAUCUGUCACAUAGAUUCUAUUAAUGAACUGUCCAAUUGUGUAUGGCACAUAUAUAAAUAUGUGAAUACUGGAUCUAUAGAAGAAAAAUAUAUUUUCAGUCAGAGGAUGGAUUUGAUGAUAA
This is a messenger RNA of Carya illinoinensis, 2606 nucleotides long. RefSeq names its product double-stranded RNA-binding protein 4-like. Gene Ontology annotation, molecular function: double-stranded RNA binding. The record is from RefSeq and is a predicted model, not a curated record. NCBI's taxonomy places the organism in Eukaryota, Viridiplantae, Streptophyta, Magnoliopsida, Fagales, Juglandaceae. The transcript has 7 exons. Bases 1035 to 2447 code for a protein of 470 amino acids.